Molecule: messenger RNA, 5257 nt
Organism: Diaporthe batatas
Lineage: Eukaryota; Fungi; Ascomycota; Sordariomycetes; Diaporthales; Diaporthaceae
Exons: 5
Coding region: 1051-5235 (1394 amino acids)
Biological process (GO): mRNA splicing, via spliceosome
Cellular component (GO): nucleus; U2 snRNP
Molecular function (GO): U2 snRNA binding; protein binding
Source: RefSeq, a predicted model, not a curated record
UCACCAUCCACCCCAGGCCACUCCGACGACCACUUACUUGCCACACCGCGCCAGAACGAGGCAGUCCCCUCUCUCGGCCAGAAAUUAUUCGCGCAUCUGGAUUUUUUCGGCGGAGAGCGAGACAAACCAAAGCUGGACACGAGGAAGCCAAGCCCAAAGGUUCGGUCAGUCGCUUAUCUAUCUGCCCGACGUCGAGGGCACACACAGAAGGAAAAAGGCAGGCAGGCAGGCAGGCAGGCAGGACGAACCUGCGUGGAGCUUCUGCUUGGAUAGACAGACAGACCCACGCACACAUCCCGCACGCACGCGAGCAGUGCCGAUGUACAUUGGAUACAAGACCUUGAAUAUGCAGCAACACCGCUCACAACCCAUUUAAGACCACACCUCCGUGGCACAUCCUGGCCUGCCCCCCCGUUCACGGUACACAAGCUUCUUCGUCAGAUCCAAGAUCCAAGUCCAGGUUCGAGUUCCAACAAGCCCUGGGUCCCGGAACACAUGGGGUCAUCGACUUCGGUCAGCUGCCCUUGCCGUCCGCGAACCUGCUUCCAGCCGCACAUUCGCCCUGCAGCAGUCUGCGAGCCCACAACCACCGCGCCACAGGGCAAGCUGGUGACGUUUCGCAGCAUCCUUCCCAAGACUGAGUCGGUGCUGCUUUGACUUGUUACCCGGCCUGAGAACGCCAGGUCAGAAUAAGGUUGAUUUGGCCAGUCGCGUGUGGGUUUUGUGUCGUGCCUGCGUCGAGGGCGGCCCGAGGACGAGCCCUGCUGUGUUUUCAUCAGCUGCACGCCGAGCACUUGGGCAAGUCCCCUGCUCUGGGCUCUGGUCACCGAGAAGGUCGCCUUGCCCUUGCCCUUAAUCACACUCGACUGUCCAUGUGGCCUCGCUCGGUCCUACAGACGUCACGGGCUGUAUAGCUCAAACCUCGAGGUCCUCUGGAGAUGGCACACGGGCCCGCUGGACCUCUCAUAUCUAGACCACCUGCGACCUUCCUUCGCCGCUGGUAAUACAGCACUGGUUUGUUCCCCUCCACCGCGCAACAUACAAUCCAACAUGGCUUCCGAGUUCCAGGCCCAAGUCUUCGAAAAUGGCCAGUGGGUCAUGAGGGACAUGAACGUCCACGACGUCCUGAACAAGCCCACCAUGAAGCCGCCCAAGCCAAAACAACAACCACCCCAAUGUGGCAUUAUGACCAGGACUCUGGUCGAAAGUCCAGUUGCCCAUUGGAUCCUCUCCGUGCGACUGCGUUCCCCUCAGCACAAUGAUAUCGCAAUAGUUGGCGACCACUACGUGCAAAUCUCAGAGCUUCAGGAUGACCUACAGCUACAUAGCGUCGCCAAGAAGAAAGACUUCGGGUCUCGAAUUCGCAAUGCCAAGGUCAUUGGCACUUUCAAUCGCGAUGACAUCGACGCCAGCAGGUUCCAAGCCAGCCGAUCGCAUCCAAGGCAACCGGAAGAUGACAUUGACGUGGGCAUGUCGGAUCUUUCCACCCCAGUGUCGUCCCCAAACCCGCUGCAAUUACCCCCACAAUUGCUCCUGGUCGUCUUGGAGACUGGCGACUGCAUCUUCUUAUUCCUGAGGCCUGCAAAGGAUGGGUCUUUCGAGUUCGCUGCGUUACAACACGAAAUCGAUGCCACGCGCCUUGUUCGCCCCGGUUUCCACCUGGCAGUCGACCCGAGCUCGAGAUACGUGGCACAGGCGUGUUCCAGGGACAUCUUCGUCGUCCACGAGCUUGAAUCGAUGAGCAGCCUCAACAAUUCUUUCACCCACGGCCAUCCAAUGGCGCCGGUCAAAUCCUCUUUUCCACGUUCUGUCAAUGGCACAAUACAGACCAUGGAAUUUCUAUAUCCGAGGCCACAAGACCCCCACCACAUCAUCCUGCUGCUCAUAGUGGUCAACAGAGGCGACCCCCGGAUGAUCACCUAUGAUUGGUACCUAGGAGAUGAUGUCGGAGAGGCUCUGAGGGUGGAGAAGGUGGGCCACCGGUUACCUAGGAACCACGAGAUGCCACUUCUCAUCAUCCCGCUGACUAUAUGCACGGCUUUCUUGGCUGUGUCGGAGGGAGAAAUUGCUCAGUGCAGAGACAUCCUCCACGGCGCCCCUACUUUUGAGCAGUGCAAUGUCCGGGAUUUUGACCCAUCAGAGCAUCAUGACGGGUCGCAACCGCCAUUGUGGACGGCUUGGUCCAGGCCUCCACGACUCUCGAGGUUCCAUCCUAAUAACGACCACGUUUAUGUUGCGAGGGAGGAUGGACUCGUCUUAUUCCUGGAGUGUGACUCGGAAAAUAUACUUGGGGCUCACUUUAAUCACGGAACCUUUUGCAACGUUUCCACUGCUUUCACAAGCCUUUCGCACCAUAACGACGACAUACUGGUGUUCGGAGGAGACUCGGGGCUAGGGGGCGUGUGGAAGGCACCUCCUAGGGAGCAGGUUGUUCGGCUCAGUCAGAUCCCAAACUGGUCACCGACUGUCGAUUUCGUCACAACAAACGAUUCUCGUCGCUGGGAUGACCAUACCGGUGCUACAGGGAAAAAUGGAACAAGUCUGCAAAAUGAGGCCGAUGCUCUAUCGUCUGGCUUUACUAAACCCGAUAGAAUAUUUGCUGCUGCUGGAAGAGGGCGAAAUGGUUCGAUAGUGGAAUAUCGACAUGGCCUGCGGGCGAACAUCGGCAUAGAUUUCGACAUCGGCACGGUUGUCAAACGUUGCUUCAUGCUUCCGGCCAAUGUUUCCGAGCCCGAGUACGGCCAUCACUUGCUCUUGUCACUCCCUGGCAGGUCUGCCCUCUUGCGAUUUGACACGGAUUUCUCUACUACCUAUGACGUGGAACCAGACGAAACUCUCUACGACAUAUCCUCGCCGACACUCACAGCCAGGCUGGUCUCCGAGGAGCUCAUUGUCCAGGUCACAGAAGACGGAAUCGUUCUCAUCAACUCAUCCUCGAGCAAACAAUUUCCGUUUGUCGCCAUGGGUCUGCACGGCGCGGUUGUCACAGACGCUACUGUCAAGGGAAACAUGCUUGCAGUCACGUCGCACGUGGACAACGUCUUUGAACUGCAUACGAUACUACUCGACGGUUCCAACCUUGAGGCUCGCCACCUUCACAAGGAACCAUUCCAGGGCGAAGUAACAUCCCUCGGGCUCUGCGACAUCGGAGGAAAGACCCAUGCCGUUGCCUGUUUAUGGCGGGAUAAUGCUGUCUUCCUGGACCUGUACAGUAUCCAGGACAGGGCGCACGUGAAGACCAUUUCCAUGCAAUCUCUUGCCGAGAGUCUAUCUCCAGAUGAUGUCAAAAGGGGCAUGGCUACGAACAUCGAACCUUUCACAAGCAUCGUGCCAGUUAUUGAGAACCCAGCAAGUAGUGUUCUGAUUGCUGGGAGCCGGGACGGGUUAUUGGUUACGCUAAGCCUGGACAGUACUUGCGAGGUUGUGUCAGCAUCUCUGGAGAAGGAGGGCUCCGUACCGGCCUACGUUUAUGAGGCGUCUGGCGGGUCGGCAUUUGUCUGCUGUGAUGCAAGUUUCACACUCAUUGGCGACUACCAAGGAGGCACACGAGGCUUUGCUAAGAAACAUAGUAUCUGGACUGUGGAUGCGAACGACAGCAGCAAGCUCGCCCCAAGAAUUACCUCUGUCAUGGUACUGCAGGAGAACUUUUCUGGAAACUCUGCCAACAAGCCACUUCUACUGCUCGCCACGGACCAUGUCUUGCUUGCCGAGUUGCAACCAGAAGUCGGACCUGUCCAGCGACAAAUGCCCCUGGGCAUGACACCCCAAAAACUCCUUUAUUCGCACAUCCUCAAGUGCUUGGUCGUCGGCGCAAGAACGCUUGAUGACAGACCCACGCUGAGAUUUAUCGACCCUGACACCGGUGAAGACCUCUCGAUCCAUCUAGACGGAAACACCAGAGAGGAAACCGUGUUCAUGAAGGGGCUGGGGAAGAUCGGGGACCGGAUCCUCUGCCUGGACGAGUGGCACGUCCAGUCCAAGAACAACAACUUCUACUACAUUGUUGUGACAACACACGGCGGCCCAUCAGAUGGAGGCAGGGUUUUGAUUGUGUCUGCAAAAGCUGAGCGACCAGUAAAUGGGGAACGCCGUGGAAGGAUUUCCUGCUUCACCCGGCACUCGAUAAAGGGGCCAAGGCAGCCCGUUUAUGCUGUAGCCACGGCGGGCAACAAGAUCCAAGCCACCUUCCUCUCGGAACUCGUCUACUACAAAUUGGACGACCAAGAGAAGAGGCUCAAGCACAUUUCAACCACACAGCUGGACUCAGAGGCAUGGAAGCUGAGCGUCCUCCCGAAUUCGCCACAUACUCUCGCACUGACGAAGCGGGACUCCCUAUGGGUGCUAGAAGAAGGCGAAAAGGAGGGCGACCCCUUCGAAGUACGCCAUGUCGACCCUUAUACCCCACACGGCCUAGACAUGCUCGAGGUGGCCGGGGCCUGGCCCCCACCGCCACAAACGGCGGGAUCGACCGAGCCGCCGCCGUCGAUCGUGCUCAUAAGCGACCAGGAGUGCGGCCUCAGCGGGCUCUGGAUCCCAUGGGACUCGCGCAACAAGGACUGCGAGGUGCUCUUCGAGACGGACCUGCCGUCGACGGUGCGGCGGCUGCGGCUGGGGCGGACGCUGCCGUCGUGGUCGCGGGAGGCCCGGGGCGGCGGGUCCCACGGCAACAACAAGCGGUUCGGCUUGCUGUCGGCGUCGGCCAACGGCGCCGAGAUCCUGGGGAUGGGCAUCGACGGAUCGCUGCAGCACUUCACGCUGCUGGACCUCGGGGCGUGGCGGUUCCUGCGGUUCCUGCAGAACAUCUCGGAGACGUCGCCGGAGCUGUACCCGUUCACGUACAUGCAGUUCGGGUCGGCCGAGGAGGAGGGGGCGUUUGACCCGCGGCCGCUGGCGGGGUCGUCGUCCGGGUAUGGGUUCGGGUCGGGCCCGAACAGCGGGAGCGAGACGCUGGAGCGGCAGGUCGACGGGGACCUCAUGCGGCGGAUCCUCGACGGGCGGGUCCUGGAGGGGCUCGUCUGGUCCCGGCUGGAGUGGGUGGGUUACUUUAUGGAGUAUCUUGAUGGGGUUGAUGGGGGGAGGUGGACGGAGGGGUUUAGGCGGGGUGGUGGUGGUGAUGGUGUUGAGGAGGAGGGGGAUGAGGGGGACAACGGCAACAGCAAGGAGACGGGGAGGUCGAGGGCGUACCUCCGGCUCGCGUAUGAGAUUCUGGAGUAUUUCCUUGUGCCGAUUAUAUGAGGCAGGCAGGCAGGCAGGCAGG